AGGUAGGGCUCGCGGCAAGAUGACCCUCCGGCAUCCUUCAGUCCAUCCGCAGCGUUUACAGGUGCGUGUCUCCUGCCCUUAUCGUUCAUAAAUCUGUUUCGCGAUCGCGCCCGACGCCGACGUCUCUCCGUUCGUGUUCCGAUAAACCGCGAGCGUCGUGCGUUCGUCUCAUUAACCCCUGGUGACGCGCCGCACCAUUGAAAAUUCCCUUUCCCUGUUCUCACUCUGUUAACGCAUUUAGCCGUAAACCGUUAACAAGCUGCUGUCUGAUCAAUUAGAAAGUUUACAAUCUCGGACAAGUGUCUGUCGCUUCCUCCGAAGGAAGAGACUCUCGAAAGAGGGAGCCUACCCUCAUUUCGGUCCCGCAUCGCGGAUCAUGUCGUAGGGCGUUCGCGUUCGCCGGUCGACCGUGAGCCCGAGUGCCUCGUGAAAUGACGUCUGUUAAUACGAUUGCCCGGUCGAUCGAGAUCGGACUCCGAGUCGCCGGCGUCUGGCCAGGCGCGGCCUACGCGCUUAUCAGUCGACUUCUCUGGACCGCGACGAUGAUAGCCGCGCAGAUCUUUCAAUAUCGCCACAUGGCGUUGCACCUUAAUUCCGAGGACAUCUCGCAGCUGAUGGACGGUCUGAGCGCAACGCUGUCAUACAGUUUGUUGUGUGUCAAGUUGAUUGUUUUCUGGACGAAGCAACGAGUAUUUAACGACGUGUUAGCGAGCAUCGCGACGGACUGGGAGGAAUGCGGGGACGCCCUGUACGGCAUGAGUAGCGUGGCCAAUCUGUCGCAGCGUUUCUCCAAUUUGAUCAUCGGCCUGCACUCGACGGCCGUGCUGUUCUACGGCAUCGGCGUCGUCGCCCUGCGCGGCGACGGCGUCGCCGAUCGUGAACUUUUUCUCAAGAUGGAGCUACCCUUCGAGAGCGGCACGUCGCCAAUUUACGAGAUCGUCAUGACCACGCAGUUCCUGCAUCAGAUGACGGCCGCCACCGUGAUCGGCGUGCUCAGCGCACUACUCGUUACGUUGGUGCUUCAUGCGGGCGGUCAGAUGGAUAUUUUACGGGAAAGAUUAUUGGAAAUUUUACCAAAAAAGAAGAAACCAACCAUCUCCGUAAUCACGAUAGGCUCGUUAAUUCGAAGGCAUCAAAACAUCAUCGUUUUCACCGAAAAAAUCGAGAGCCUGUACUCUUACAUCGCGCUGGCCCAAUUCAUUUCGAACACCAUUGUUAUUUGCUGUUUAGGCUUUAUCAUCGUGAAUUCGAUCGGCACCGAUCAAGGCUCGUCUAUGUUGGUGAGAUCCCUUUUGUUCUAUCUCGUCAUUAAUUUGGAAGCGUUCAUUUUCUGUUUUGCCGGCGAGUAUCUAAGCAUGAAGAGCAAGACGAUCGGCGACGCGGCGUACGAGUCUCUGUGGUACGAUUUGACCCCGAGCGAGAAUCGAAUCCUGCUAUUCCUGAUAAUGAGGUCGCAAAAACAAUUGACGAUUACCGUCGGCAGAUUCAUGAACCUCUCUUUGCAGCAGUUUGCGAACAUAAUUAAAUCGUCAGCGUCAUACGUCUCUGUGCUACAUGCAUUGUAACGAUAUACAUUAAAGCGACUAUAACUAUUAAUAUCGAAUAGUGAUACCGCUGGAAAUUAAGCAUAACGGAAGAUUACUCUAUUUUUAAUAAAAGCCAAUGAUCAGC
Messenger RNA from Vollenhovia emeryi, 1671 nucleotides. RefSeq names its product odorant receptor 13a-like. The record is from RefSeq and is a predicted model, not a curated record. Gene Ontology annotation, molecular function: olfactory receptor activity; odorant binding. Gene Ontology annotation, cellular component: plasma membrane. Bases 432 to 1565 code for a protein of 377 amino acids. Lineage: Eukaryota; Metazoa; Arthropoda; Insecta; Hymenoptera; Formicidae. Gene Ontology annotation, biological process: sensory perception of smell; detection of chemical stimulus involved in sensory perception of smell. The transcript has 6 exons.